AUGACAGAAACAAAGUUAAAAAUAGCAAUUCGGAGAUUCUCAUCUCCUUAUAAAAAUGGUAAUUAAGACAAGAAUGACAUUUCUUUUAAUUGUCUAUUUAGAAAUAUUAAUAUGAUAAAUCCUAGAAGAAGAAUGGUUGAGAAGAGAGCACAGUUAAAAACUAAUUCAAAUACAAGACAACAUUCAAAGGAGAAAUCAGUUGAAAUAAAUGGCUAACUUAAUAAACAUAAUUUUCUACUUUAAUAUGUGAUUGGAGUAGGUGGUUUUGGAAGAGUAUGGAAAGUUAGUUAUAAAUAAUAAGUUUAUGCAAUGAAAGAAAUUAGUAAGGCUUUGGUAUUAUUAAAAUAAAGUGUAAAUAGUAUAAUGAGCGAAUUAUAAUUUUUAACUGAAUUAAGACAUAAUUUCUUGAUCAAUGUUUUUUCAGCAUUUUAGGAUAAUUAGAAUUUAUAUUUGGUGUUAGAUUAUUUGGAAGGGGGAGAUCUAAGAUUCCAUUUAGGAAAAAUGAGGAAAUUUUCUGAAGAAUAAACAAGUAUUUAUAAUAUGUAAUAUCUAAAAUAGAAUUUUUUGUAGCAUGUAUAAUAAUUGGUUUGGAGUAUUUGCAUGAGAAUAAUAUAAUACACAGAGAUAUUAAACCAGAAAAUUUGAUUUUAGAUAAUUAAGGAUAUGUACGUAUAACUGAUCUUGGUGUAGCCAUUAAAAAAACUGGUUAAAAUUUUGAAACCAGUGGAACACCUGGAUAUAUGGCACCUGAAGUUAUUUUUAGAUAAGAUCAUGGGGUGGCUGUUGAUUAUUUUGCUUUGGGUGUUAUAUGUUAUGAAUUUAUGACAGGGAGGAGACCAUAUUAUGGGGAUAGAAAAGAAAUUAGAGAAUAAAUAUUAGCUAAAUAAGUUUAGAUUUAAAAUUCUAAUGAAGGUUGGUCAAAUGAAUCAAUAGAUUUUAUAAAUUUACUUAUAUAGAGAAAACCAUAAAAUAGAUUGAUAAAACCAAGAUAACAUAAAUGGUUUAAGAAUUUUCCAUUUGAAUUAUUGGUUUAAAAGAAAUUGAAAGCACCUUUUAUUCCUAAUAAUUCAGAUAAUUUUGAUAAAUCAUAAAUAUUUUAUGAAGAUGAAGAAAAUAAUUAGAUUAUAAGAUUACAUUAACAUUUAAUUAGAGAAAAUUAACAUAUGUUUAUAGGAUAUUAAUAUUCAGAAUAAUAGAAAUAAUUUAUUAUUAAGUCAAGAAAAAAUAGUAUAAACAACACAAAAAUAUUUUAAUUUAAUUGA
Paramecium sonneborni is the source of this 1262-nucleotide messenger RNA. NCBI's taxonomy places the organism in Eukaryota, Ciliophora, Oligohymenophorea, Peniculida, Parameciidae. The record is from the annotation of a GenBank genome assembly.